Orussus abietinus is the source of this 1110-nucleotide messenger RNA. RefSeq names its product junctional adhesion molecule A. The record is from RefSeq and is a predicted model, not a curated record. Gene Ontology annotation, cellular component: neuron projection membrane. Gene Ontology annotation, biological process: synapse organization. The transcript is spliced from 6 exons. NCBI's taxonomy places the organism in Eukaryota, Metazoa, Arthropoda, Insecta, Hymenoptera, Orussidae. Bases 1 to 1110 code for a protein of 369 amino acids.
AUGAAGAUGUCGGAUCAUCGGAAGACGAAGAAAGGACCUGCUCAUGAACCAGCAAUGAUCCCAGUGCAGAAUGUAAUUGUCCCUUUGGAAGGAGACCGAACAUUAGAAACUAGCGCUUGCUGCCUCACUCUGCGUAGUUCUCCUUCUUAUGAAAAAUCCGAAGCAGGAAGUCGAGAUGUUGGGAUGACCCGGAACGUCGAACCCGUCGAGGGUCAAGAUGGACCUUCGGAGUCGUCGAGCAUCUGCAGGACGAUCAUUCGGAUGUCAUCGGAAAAAUCGAUCCAGGAAUUGAACGAGACGUUCUGCGCCAACAUGGCGGACGGCCGACCCUGGGGGACCCUCGACUCCCGCAGGAUCUACGGAAUGGACCUGGGCCCCGAAUUCGACGACUUGUCGACGACGAACGUCACCUUCCUGGCAGGCAGGACGGCUUACCUCACCUGCAGGGUCAGGAACCUGGGCAACAGGACGGUGUCCUGGAUGAGGCACAGGGACGUGCACAUCCUGACCGUUGGGGCCUACACCUACACCAGCGACCAGAGGUUCCAAUCGCUGCAUCGGGUCUCCCAGGAAUGGUCCGAAUGGACUUUGUGUGUCAAAUGGGUGCAGCGAAGGGACUCCGGGAUCUACGAGUGCCAAAUCUCGACCAUCCCGGUGCGAUCUCACACCUUCCGGUUGACCGUCAUCGUCCCCACGGCUCGGAUCUUGAACGGACCGGACCUCUACGUGGACGCGGGGAGUCCGGUCAACCUGACCUGCGUCAUCGGCUUCAUCAGCGAGCCGCCGGUGCGCAUCUCCUGGUACUACAACGGGCAGGAAUUGAAGCUGAAGUACAACGGGCACAGCGGCAAAUCGAUCGAGGCGCAAAUCACAAACGACACGACUAUCUCGAUCCUAGUGAUAAGACCUGCAAGGAGACAGGAUUCAGGAGAGUUCACCUGCAAGCCCAGCGAUGCCGAAGGUGCCACCGUUCGCGUGCACGUUCUGAACGGCGAGCAACCGGAAGCGAUGCAAACAGGCGACGCCAAUGCGGUCUUCGGGUUCUGGUCGUGGUUCCUUCUGGUGUUGUCCGGGUGGUCGAUCCUGAAGAAGAGCUCCUCCACGUUCUAG